Schizosaccharomyces cryophilus OY26 is the source of this 2240-nucleotide messenger RNA. RefSeq names its product nuclear cap-binding complex large subunit. The coding region runs from base 30 to 2240 and encodes 736 amino acids. Gene Ontology annotation, biological process: mRNA export from nucleus; nuclear-transcribed mRNA catabolic process, nonsense-mediated decay. The transcript is spliced from 2 exons. NCBI's taxonomy places the organism in Eukaryota, Fungi, Ascomycota, Schizosaccharomycetes, Schizosaccharomycetales, Schizosaccharomycetaceae. Gene Ontology annotation, cellular component: nucleus; nuclear cap binding complex. The record is from RefSeq and is a predicted model, not a curated record. Gene Ontology annotation, molecular function: RNA cap binding; mRNA binding; protein binding.
AACCCACAAACGCGAUCGAAACGUGCAAAAUGUCUUCAUUUCACACACCUAUACGAUCAAGAAAGCGCGGUAGAGAGGAAUCUGACUCUGGGUUUCGCCCUAAUCGUGCAAAUCCUCAAGAACUUCUUGGUUUUCGCAUAAAAAAAGAUAUCACCUUUCUAGCAGACCCUCGUGUUAACCCUGUCGUUACAGAAGAUAUUAAUUAUGUUGCUAUGUCUGUGAGCCGUGAGUCUCAUGAAGAAGAGAGUGUGUCUGCCAUUUUGAACUGCAUUCUUGAAACUGCUCUUUCUAUUCCUGUCAAAGUAGCGCAUUUGGCAACGCUAAUGAUGCGGGCAGCAUUAAAAGCACCUCUUUUAGUUGAGCGUGGUGUAGAUAUUCUACAAUCAAAACUGACUGUUUCUUUAGAGCAGUUCGAUUAUUACCAAGCUAAGAUUGUUUUCCGUUUACUUAUAUGUCUUAGUCGUAUCUACGAGUCAGAAGGUGUAGAGCCCGUCUUUUCCAAAUUUUUAGACAAACUGAGUGAGCAAACGACACCUUCCAUUUUUGGAGAUCAAAUACUGAAAAUAAUUCUCAUAAACAUUCCCUAUUACUGUACCGCUUCUAAACAUCCUGACAGAAACACCUUAGUUGGAGACUGGAUUCAACGAUGUGCAUCCUACGUUGAAUCAAGAAAACCAUUAUUACAACAAGUUAAAAACCCUUUUUCUAACUCUGAGGAGUAUGUUGAGGAAGAAUUAGAUCUUUUAUUUCGUCAAACCAUUCUUGAAAAAGAAAAUGGACUUCAGUUCUCUUAUUUACCUCGCCCUUGGGAAGCAUUUGAGUCAGAUUUAGCCCAGGUUUCACCUGUCUCUUUGAAAACUUUUGAAUGGAAUCCUUCUAUUACAGAAGAACAGCUCAAGCCACCAUAUUUUCGCCCUUUUGUCGAACUCUUUCAUACUUCUGAAAUCCGUACUACUCCGGAAACUCUUAACAUCGCUUCCAGUAUUUUUCGGGAUGUUACUGCUGACAUCAUCAACCAUCUCGAGUAUAACCGUAUGGAAGCCGCUCAAAUUUUGACGGACCUUGAUGUUUACUUUACUUAUAAGACAUUUGCUUUACGUGGUACUCCGGUUGGUGAGCUUCCCAAACUGGAUCCAGAGGAGUCUCGAUGGAAGGUAGAAGAUAUAGUAACAGAAGCUAUAUUUUCAGAGCUACUGACGACGGCCAAGCCCGCUUUCAAGCCUAUCUAUUACCACUCGUUACUCACAGAGUGUUGUCGGGUUGCUCCCAAAAUUUUAGCACCAACUUUUGGUAGAAUUAUUCGUUUUGUGUUUAAUAUUUCUGAGAAUCUUCCAUUGGAAACUUUUGAAAAAUUUAUUGACUGGUUUUCUCACCACUUAAGUAAUUUCAACUUUUUCUGGAAGUGGCAGGAAUGGAUAGGUAACAUGGAGUUAGAAGACUUUCACCCAAAAAAAGUGUUUAUGAGAGAAACAAUUUCCAAGGAGUUGGAAUUGAGCUAUUGGUCACGUAUCCAUGAUUCUCUACCGGAACCCUUGCGCCAAUUAAUGACCGCUGAACCACCGAAGCCUGAAAUCCCGUAUGAAAACGAGUCCCAUCCGUUGCACGCAAGCUUUAAAGAGAUAACCGAUCAUUUAAGGAUACAUAAACCUAUUGAAGUAAUUUCGUCAGCACUCUCGUCUGUUGAGGAAAAUAAAGCAUCUGAAACUUCUGGAGUAAGGUUCUUAAUGGCGUGUAAUUAUAGUCUUGGUUCGAAAUCACUCUCCCAUGCAUUGAAUGCUUUCGAAAAACAUUUAGAUGUUAUAAAGCAUUUUUCUAGAAAAUCAUUAUCAACCGAGAUGGAAACAAUUGAUGAACUAUUUUUAUGCUGGAGAUUACAGCCAAGUAUUGCAGUUAUAUGGUUGGGUAAGAUGCUUAACUAUUCAAUUGUGAGUCUUACGUCUGUGUUUCGGUGGUUACUAGAUCAGAAGGAUCCAUCAAUAUGGGCCAAGAGUUGGACAUGGUCCUUAAUGCACAUGUCCUUGAAGAAGAUGGAUGCUCGGCUAGAAAACGUAAACAGUGAUGAUGAAAACUUAAAAGAACUUAUCAGGGAAUCCAAAGAAGAAAAAGAAGCAGUCCUGAAUCUUUUAUUCACAGAGUUACCCAAACGGAAAUCCGAAAACGAAAGUAUUCCUUGGUUAUCUCACUGGAUUCAACUAAUCCAGAAUGAUUUGGAGUCUGUAUAUGGUCAAACCAGUGAUUAG